AUGGCGACUGCAGGAGCAUACUACGGAUCCUAUUCCGAGCCGCUGCGACAAAGCACCGACGAAGUGCAGCGGUAUGUUUACCGAGCAUUGCGGCCAGACGAGGACGUCAUAGCAGGCCUGCGGGCAUGGGAUCCUGCCGCCGAUCGUACCAUGGAGCAAGCUUUGGCAGAAGGUGGAGUUGCAAACCAAUACUUGCACACUACACUCUCGCCAAAUGUGGCACUCUACUAUGCUGAACACACGACCCAGAAAUCCAAGCAGCAAAUCGUUGAGAUCGACUUGGAAGGCUUCAGUGGCGAAGUCAUUGACGUUUCCGAUCCAUAUGGCUGCAGCCGUCAUGGCAUCAAGCAUCACAAAGCAUACCAUUUCGCUGUGAAGCACAAGGUCGUGAUGCUGAGGGGCUACGUCCAGCCUUCCCGGCUCGGUAAAGUACUUAACACAGCUCCUUAUCGUUUGAAUGUAAGAGGUUAUCCGUCCUUCGAAGACUCCGAAAAAGCAGUGCCACCAUUUGUGCUGCAGGAGGUGAAAAGCUACUGGAGGUAUGAUCCAGCCUGGGCAAGAUGUAGAAAACUGCGCAUGCAAGAAGCACCGGACCAAGCGUGGAAGGAUGACGAUGCUGUCCAUGGUGGCGUAUUAAAGCGGGAAUCAGAAAGGCUUGCGGAGCAGAUAGCCAAGUUGGAGGUGCAGAAGAAGCUCAUUGAUGCACAGUCUUGGCAAAUUCAAGAGCGGACUGAAAAAGAAGCUCGCAGAAAAGAAGAGGAGCGGCUGCAAAAGCUUGAACAGGAACGAGCGGAACAACAACGAUUGGAAGAGCGGAAACGGAAGCGCGAAGAAGAGGAGCGUCGCCAGGAGAAGUAUCUUGCCGAGGAGCGGCGAGGCCCAAGAAUUUGGGCGUGCUGCACGGAGCAAGACCACCUGCUUCAGUACUUUGACAGGGCAGCGCUACAGGUGGCUCUCGGGAGGUCUGGAUACAUUACACUUUGGGACCGUGCCAAGGGCCAUUCCUGGUCUGGUAUCCCAAACUUACUGUACAACAAGAUCAAUAGCCGGGGGUAUCAUCAGUCGCAUGCCACACUGGUGGCACUGAGCCCAGAUUCAGACAACUACUACGUGCAGUUCAGCGAUGGUACAGCAAGCUGGGUUGGCCCAGACAGCUUCACGAAUGCCAUACAAAACAGCGGACGUUUGUCAGUCGUUGCUUUCGGUCCAUCGGGCUCAUGGUUUGUGGAAUGGCCUAGCGGUGCAUGGCAGCACGAAGGUCUGCCGAGAAGUCUUUCCAACAUGCUGAACUCUAACAGACAUCGGUCUGUUGCCAUACUCAGCAUCUCUGGCAAGCGGGAUGAGGACGAUUUCAGCGAUAUAGACGAAUAUUAUGAACUUAUACAUGGGCGACAAGAUUCCAGAGACUCCGAACCUGCGUGGUUCAUUCGCUGGGAAGAUGGAAAGCACCCCGCCUGGAAGCUGAUGAAUCAACCUGCAGACCUCUCAGAAACAGUGGACGAGGUGCAGCAACGUGGUGCAGUGCGAAGCAUCGAGUUCGGCAAGCAUGGUGAGUGGGUUCUCCGUUAUUCAGACUAA
Symbiodinium necroappetens is the source of this 1578-nucleotide messenger RNA. The record is from the annotation of a GenBank genome assembly. Lineage: Eukaryota; Dinophyceae; Suessiales; Symbiodiniaceae.